AUGCGCACACCUUCGACAAUACCGUUUUCUGAAUUCAUACGAAAAAUCUCCCAUGUACCCACCGAUGAGAUACCUCGCAAUAAAAUACGAACUUUGAUGAUACACAACGGUCUGCGUUGUGAAAAUAUUCACUCUGCCACGCUUCCACAAAGAUGGACAUUAUCAUUAAUAAAAGCUGUUUUAAUCGUAACACUUUCGACGAGUUUUGUCAUGGGUGUCAAUAUUGGUGGGCCGAAUGUUUAUAACUCCUUCAUUGUACCAUGGACAAGAGGAUACCCGUUCCCCUGCCAGAAAGAUGACGAAACAGCACAAUGGAUUGCACAGGUUUGGUGGAAAUGUGAUUAUAAGAAAACGUUGCUGUUCAACAAAACCGGAUAUUAUUAUUUACCGACGACACCAAUGGAUAAACAGGUUUGGGAACGAUUUACCGAUGCUAUUCAUACGAUUUGUUUCGUUUCUGGCGGAACUGUUGGAGGCUUUACUGCAAAGUACUGGUAUAAGUAUUUAACACGACGGAAUGCUAUUGUUCCAUGUAUGAUCUAUCAGUUGAUAGCAUCAAUUCUAAUGAUUAUUCCAUUGUACAUUUACCAUGGAUAUACAAGAGGGGACCCAGAUCGAAAAACGAUACGUGAAACAUUCGAAUACAAAGAAAUCGCCAUUGCUUUGUUCUAUAUAUCCCGUUUUCUUUCUGGACUCUCAGCUGGUAUGUCCUGUGUCGUAACCACAAUUUAUUUGAUGGAUAUCAGUCCAAGAACUAUGCGAGGUAACAUUAUGACAUUUCAUCAACUAUUCAUUGUUGUCGGCGUUCUUGUGGGGCAAAUCAUUGGUGUACCAUGGCUUUUCGGUCAACAUGACAAAUGGAAUUGGGGUAUGGCUUGGGUUGGACUAUUUUCUUUAGCAGGAUGUUUUCUUAUUUGGACUUUACCUGAAAGUCCACGAUGGCUUGUUCAAGAACGUGAACGAAAUGAAGCAGCUGUAUCACUUCGUCAUCUUCGACGGAGUAAUUUAAUCGAAGCUGAACUCGAAGAAAUCGAACGGCAAGAAGCUAGUGUUACUACGCAAGAUCUCUCAUUUUACACAAUGUGUAGCUCAACUCGUUUUCGUUGGCCAUUAAUAACUAGCAUAGCUUUGAAUGCCAUUCAACAACUGUCCGGUAUUAAUACGAUAUUCUUCUACUCACACGAGAUAUUAUCAGCACUUGGUUUUGUCAAAGAUAGAUUUUAUUGGAGUGUCAUCUCAACUGGCUUAAUUAAUUUAGUAGCUACCGUUGUCACAUUAAAAUUAGUAGAAUCAAUCGGUCGUCGUCCGUUGAUUCUUUGUUCACUUGGUAUCAUUACUUUCAUUAUGGUCUUGCUUUGUAUUUUUAUACAAACUUAUCUAUCAAUCGCCGCACUGAUAUUAAUGCUAAUCUUUAUUGCUGUAUUUGCAUUGGGACUUGGACCUAUUGCCUUUGUGUAUCCCAACGAAGUUUUUACGAUUGAUAUGCGUCCAGCGGCGUUGUCAAUUUCCAUUUCUGCGAAUUGGUUGUGCAACACUUUAGUCACCAUUUUCUUUCCUGUACUAAGUUCCAUUUUUCAAGGCUAUGUUUUUCUUAUUUUUUGUUUUUGGUGUUUACUGGCAUUUGUUCUAUUGUGGUAUAAGAUGCCUGAAACCAAGCGCAAGAAACUUUCGCAAAUUCAAGCAUUUUGGUGA
Molecule: messenger RNA, 1692 nt
Organism: Adineta ricciae
Lineage: Eukaryota; Metazoa; Rotifera; Eurotatoria; Adinetida; Adinetidae
Source: the annotation of a GenBank genome assembly